Messenger RNA from Hymenoscyphus albidus, 326 nucleotides. The record is from the annotation of a GenBank genome assembly. Lineage: Eukaryota; Fungi; Ascomycota; Leotiomycetes; Helotiales; Helotiaceae.
AUGUGCGGUAUACGUUAUCCUAUCUGGGAUCAGUGCGGGCAUCGCGGUGAUGUCAAGCCUAUAUGGUGCGACAAGAAAAAGGGCAUCGGUUGUCCAAAUGAAUACAAGGCUGAAGACAUCGGAACCAAAGGAUGGUGUCAGAAAUGCACGGAGCACCUCCGGAAGAACCAAGAAAGAUCCCAGGCAGAACGAGAAGCCCAACUUCGUGAAAUGAUCCGGGGUUAUGCUGGAAGCAGAUGAUCUUUACACUCUUCAUAGCGGUCGCACAAGAGGAUUCUUUGGGACAUUUGAAGAAACAUGUGAAAGGCUCCAAGGAUGUAAUUUGA